This is a messenger RNA of Plasmodium gallinaceum, 582 nucleotides long. Its product is annotated as phosphatidylethanolamine-binding protein, putative. The record is from RefSeq and is a predicted model, not a curated record. Bases 1 to 582 code for a protein of 193 amino acids. NCBI's taxonomy places the organism in Eukaryota, Apicomplexa, Aconoidasida, Haemosporida, Plasmodiidae. The transcript has 3 exons.
AUGGUUUCAUCAUACAUUAUAAUAUUAUUUUAUUUUUACAGCUCUAAAUUAAUUUUAGGUAAAGUUGAUAUUAUAGAAUCAGAAUUUGGUAUUGAAAAAUGUAAUUCUGACAAAGUAAAAAUAUUAGAAGAGAAAUUUUAUAGUAAAUCUUGUGGUGGAGAAAAUUUAUUACCUAAUUUUGAAUGGAUAGAUAAAAAUAGUACAACAAAAUCAUAUGUUAUUACUAUAACUAGUAUUAGUAAUUCCAAUACAGUUGUUCACUUCAUAGCAUGGAAUAUUCCUGCUCAUGUAAAUUCAUUAAAUAAUUUUACGAAUUUUAAUGAUAUUAACGCUAUUAUUGGUUUGAAUUCUUAUAACAAAAAAAAUUAUGAAGGUCCUUGUUAUAAACAUUUAAACAAUGAAACAAGUGAAUGCAUAAAAUUUACUUUGUAUGUAUUAAAAAAUGAGAAUAUAGAAUUAUCUGAAGAUGCAGAUUAUUAUGAAUUAAUGGCUUAUAUAAAAAAAAUGAGUAGAACUGAAAAUAUUAUUCUUGAUAGCUUAUCUUUAUAUUCAUUAUCCAUACCAAAAAAAGUUUUAGAUUAA